AUGCUGUACACACCUCUCCCAGUAUUUAUACUCAUGGUCGGCGUGGUCCUGUGCGCGCCUGAACGGAUGCAAAGUAAUCCAGAUCCGCAUGGACAACCCCCGACCGGCCAAGAUCCCCAUGAUGUCCACGUCUCACCUCUAGAGAAGAGAUCCCCGCAAUAUGACUUUGGUUUGGGCAAGAGAGCCUAUAGCUACGUAUCUGAAUACAAACGGCUACCCGUCUACAAUUUUGGAUUGGGUAAACGGUCCAGGCCCUAUUCUUUCGGCCUUGGCAAACGCUCAGCUGACGACUACCAAACUGUAGAAGAUCUGCCCAACGACAGCGAGCAGCUCGCUUUGGCGGAACUCUUCGACCAAUAUGAUGAUGCAGGUACUCAAGAGAAGCGUGCUCGGCCCUACAGCUUUGGUCUCGGCAAACGCUUCGCUGACGAUGAAACUUCUGAAGAGAAGCGAGCCAGGAUGUACGAUUUCGGACUUGGAAAACGCUUACCAAUGUAUAGCUUCGGUUUAGGCAAGAGGGCUAAGAGCUACAACUUCGGGCUAGGUAAACGAUUAAGCAGCAAAUUCAAUUUCGGCCUUGGAAAACGGCAAAGGGAUUUGCACCGUUUCAGUUUCGGCCUAGGAAAACGAUCGGCCGAAGAUACGGUACCCGAAGACGGCAACAAUUACUUUGAUGAUUAA
This is a messenger RNA of Arctia plantaginis, 681 nucleotides long. Lineage: Eukaryota; Metazoa; Arthropoda; Insecta; Lepidoptera; Erebidae. The record is from the annotation of a GenBank genome assembly.